CGCUCUGUGCAGCCUGUCCAGCUCUACAGCUCCAUCCGCUCUUCUCGCACUCUCCUUUAUCCUUCUCUCUCUCUCUCUCUCUCUCACUCUCUCUCUCUGUCCCGGAGUGAGCGAGCUCCUCUAUUCCACAUUCUCCGAGCUCUCUGUCAGCCUGGCUCCGAUGGAGGACUACCAUAAGCCCGACCAGCAGACUCUGCAGGCGCUGCGCAACAUCGCCAACCGGCUGCGCAUCAGCUCCAUCCGGGCCACCAGCGCCGCGGGCAGCGGUCAUCCAACAUCAUGUUGCAGUGCAGCAGAGAUCAUGUCUGUGCUGUUUUUCCACGCCAUGAAGUACAGACCUGACGACCCACGCAAUCCCAACAACGACCGCUUCGUUCUGUCCAAGGGUCACGCUGCUCCCGUGUUGUAUGCAGUCUGGGCAGAAGUAGGUUACCUGAAAGAGAGCGAACUGCUCAACCUCCGGAAGAUCGACUCAAUCCUCGAGGGCCACCCUGUUCCAAAACAGCAGUUUGUGGAUGUGGCCACAGGAUCUCUCGGACAAGGUCUAGGUGCUGCGUGUGGAAUGGCUUAUACCGGAAAAUACUUCGACAAGGCCAGUUACCGUGUCUUCUGUUUGUUGGGCGAUGGUGAGAUGUCUGAGGGCUCAGUGUGGGAGGCCAUGGCCUUUGCUUCAUUUUAUCAGCUAGACAACUUAGUGGCCAUUCUGGACAUCAACCGACUGGGCCAGAGUGACCCUACGCCACUGCAGCACCACGUGGAGAAGUACCAGAAACGCUGUGAGGCCUUCGGAUGGCAAGCCAUCAUAGUAGAUGGUCACAGUGUGGAGGAGCUGUGUAAAGUUCUGGGCCAGCCACGGCACCAGCCCACUGCCAUCAUCGCCCAGACCAUCAAAGGAAAGGGCAUCCCAGCGGCGGAGGAUAAGAUGGGCUGGCAUGGUAAGCCCCUGCCCAAGGACAUGGCUGAGAGCGUGAUAAGGGAUCUACAGAGCCACAUCCUGAGCAGCAGCAAGCGUCUGUACCCAGCCACACCCGCUGAGAACACUCUACCCGUCAGCUUGAAGAACAUCCGCAUGCCCACCCCACCCAGCUACAGACUCGGCGACAAGGUUGCUACGAGGAAGGCGUACGGGAUGGCUCUGGCUAAACUAGGACGUGUCAGUGAGCGUGUUAUCGCUCUGGAUGGAGACACAAAAAACUCCACCUUCUCAGAAAUCUUUAAGAACGAAUACCCGAACCGCUAUGUGGAGUGCUACAUCGCAGAGCAGAAUAUGGUGAGUGUAGCGGUUGGUUGCGCUGCUCGGGAUCGCAAUGUCGUCUUUGCCUCCACGUUCGCCACAUUUUUCACCCGCGCCUACGACCAACUGCGCAUGGCUGCUAUCUCAGAGAGCAACAUCAACCUCUGCGGUUCACACUGUGGCGUGUCCAUCGGAGAGGAUGGUCCCUCUCAGAUGGGCCUGGAAGACUUGGCUAUGUUCCGAGCUAUUCCCACAGCGACUGUGUUCUAUCCUAGCGAUGGAGUGUCCGCUGAGAAAGCUGUGGAGCUGGCCGCUAACACAAAGGGUCUUUGUUUCAUCAGAACUAGUCGCCCAGAAAACGCCGUCAUCUACAACAACAGCGAAGACUUCCGUGUAGGACAGGCGAAGGUCGUAUACAAGACCAAUGAUGACCACGUCACUGUGAUUGGAGCAGGGGUCACCCUGCAUGAGGCGCUUUCGGCAGCUGAGCAGCUAAAGAAAGAGAGGAUCAACAUCCGUGUGAUUGACCCAUUCACUGUGAAGCCCCUGGACUCCAAGACCAUCAUAGACAAUGCCAAAGUCACUAGGGGUCGCAUCAUCACUGUGGAGGACCACUACUAUGAGGGUGGUCUUGGUGAGGCCGUGUGUUCAGCCGUGGUGAGCGAACCUGGUUUUACGGUGCACCGGCUGGCCGUCGCUCAUGUCCCACGCAGUGGAAAACCCAGCGAGCUGCUCAAACUGUUCAGCAUCGACCGUGACAGCAUCGCCCAGGCAGUCAGGAAGAUGCUCAGCACUGCCACAAAUGCCAAGUAACCCCAAAACAACCUGGCAACCGCAUGUGGUCACCCACAGCAACGGCAUGAGGAAAGCGAUGCCCGUCUUCCCAAUGUCCAGUGAGGACUGAGGGCAACAAAAUAUGAAACAAAGAGAAGAGAUAAAGAAAGACAAGUGUUUUUUAUUUACUGUCACUGAUGUGGUUUUAUUCAUUCUCGUCCCAGGGUUUGUAUUAACUGUGUGAACUAUGAUUUAUCACUCCUAACCCCAGAAAAGUGGUGGUGUUUAUAUUCAAUAUAUUUCAUCAUUUUGGCAUGCUAGCUAGCAUCUAACCCCAGUGUCACUCAAAUGGUAGUUCGUUCAAGCCUGGAAAAGAAUACAUUUAAAGGAUUUGUACACAUUAAAUCAAGAUUGCUCACAUUUGUGGUGAUAGGAACCGGAUUUCCAACGAGUUUAAAAGUAUGCGCCACAGAAUGCUAUUGCAUGAAAUCAAUACAUUGCUUGAUGUUUUCCGAUAGUUGUGAGAAGGUUUUUGCCUAAACCUUCACUCAUGGUGGACCAAGGCAAAAUAGUACCCAACGAAAACUUGUUUUUCAUAGAAAACCUUAUUCUGGAUAGCAGAUAAAAUGGCUAUAUUUGCAUUAGCUGUAUUAGACAUCACAACACCUCUGAUCACCCAUGUAAAGAAAACAGCAAGUUUCUCCAAAAUGCACCAUUUUACAUCAAACCACUCUGAAGUAAUGUUACAUCUCAGUGAUUGUGAACUAUGCAGACAUUAUAAAGAAGCCUUUUAAUUGUUAAAAUGUUUCACGUUUUCUUUUCUCCGAUUUUGAAUGAAGCAAAGACAGGACUCACAUUCACUUUACAGCAGUCUUGCUCCCAAAUCCACAACACACAAGUCCGUCUGAUAAUCACUUUUGAUACUAUUAAGAAUUUUUGCCAAGACUUGGCAGGAACACUGUUUUUCCUAACAUUAGCAAAAGCUCAGUCACAUAGUUUACAUACAUCUCAAGACUGCCCAUGAGCACGGUUCUCUCUCUGCUAUCUCUCUGUGUAUGUGAGCAGCUACUUAUAAUCAGCAAGUGAUGCUUGUCACAGUUAUGCAAGCAAGUAAUGUCCUACUCAGAACUGUACCUCAAAAAAAGCCUCAAUAACAGAAGCUGAAAUAGUGGAAGGUGUGUUUCUCUGCUUGGGAGAGUAAUAAACUAUUUCUAUAUACUUCCAUAGGUAAUGCUCAGCUGCUUCACAAAAACACAGAGAGAGAGAGAGCCAGGGGGCUGAAUAGGCGUGGAUUAAAUGUUGAACUAUCCCUUUAAGGGAAAUAGAUGCUGAGUAAUGUCACCCUCUUAUCACUGUUCUGACUCCAGCCACACCCACUCAGCGAAGGCCUUUUGGACACUUGUCUGGGGUUGGGGUGAGGGUUAGCUGUGUCAGCUGAAUUGGUUUGAUGGAACAAUGUUUUUAAAAACACAUCCCAGAGACGGGCUUCACACAAAAUAAAGCGAUGGUUUCUUCA
Pygocentrus nattereri (red-bellied piranha) is the source of this 3524-nucleotide messenger RNA. RefSeq names its product transketolase. Bases 161 to 2047 code for a protein of 628 amino acids. Gene Ontology annotation, cellular component: extracellular exosome; endoplasmic reticulum membrane. The transcript has 14 exons. Gene Ontology annotation, biological process: pentose-phosphate shunt, non-oxidative branch; ribose phosphate biosynthetic process. NCBI's taxonomy places the organism in Eukaryota, Metazoa, Chordata, Actinopteri, Characiformes, Serrasalmidae. Gene Ontology annotation, molecular function: thiamine pyrophosphate binding; transketolase activity. The record is from RefSeq and is a predicted model, not a curated record.